Tupaia belangeri chinensis (Chinese tree shrew) is the source of this 1486-nucleotide messenger RNA. It is a transcript of the gene REP15, whose product is annotated as RAB15 effector protein. Bases 481 to 1191 code for a protein of 236 amino acids. The record is from RefSeq and is a predicted model, not a curated record. Gene Ontology annotation, cellular component: recycling endosome; endosome membrane. NCBI's taxonomy places the organism in Eukaryota, Metazoa, Chordata, Mammalia, Scandentia, Tupaiidae. The transcript has a single exon. Gene Ontology annotation, biological process: transferrin transport; receptor recycling.
AAACACAUUCACCCUCUAGCAAAUAAAAAAAAAAAGAAAAAAGCAAACAGAAAUGACUCGCUUGCGUAUUUGAAGUUAGUUGUAGAAACACAUGUGAAUCUUAAAAGAGCUAGUAUACUGUUAAAUAUUUUUAAUUUGGGAAAAGGAAAUAUAUCUUGGAAGACAUUACCAAAGAUUAAAAAUCAAGUGAACAUAAAACAUAACAGAUAUUUUGGAUGAAAAUGGAAUAUCUCUAACUUAAUAAGCCAGCCAGAAUCUGUAGGGGCUCAACACACCCAGUUGAUAAACAGGGAGACCUAGCGUGUUUGCUUAGCUGUGUGUAUAUAUGCUUAGCUAUCCCGAGGAAGCUGCAGAGUUAGAAAACUGACCACGUUACCAGAUGUGACUUCAUCGCAGAAUUUAUAUUCUGAAAAAGAAGUCCUUCUGAGUAAGGUUUGCAUGCUUGAUAUUUGGGCACAAUAUUGAUUGGGUGCAGAAAAAAUGGGGCAGAAAACUUCUCAGCCGUUGGCUCUGAACGACAGCAAAGAGGUUCUCAGUGUGUGUGAGGUGGUUAGUGAAGCAAUAAUCCACGCGGCUCAGAAACUGAAGGAGUAUCUUGGAUUUGAAUACCCUUUGAGUAAACUUCACCCUGCUGCAAAUACGCUAAAUGAGAUCUUCUUAAUCCACUUCAUCACUUUCUGCCAAGAAAAGGGAGUUGAUGAGUGGCUUACUACCACCAAGAUGACCAAGCACCAAGCCUCACUGUUCGGGGCGGACUGGGUUUGGACCUUCUGGGGAUCGGACAAGCAGAUACGGCUGCAGCUGGCUGUGCAGACUGUGCAGCUGCCCUCUCUUCCUCUUGUGGAAUCUACGCCUUGUGACCACUCCAAUCCAGAACCAACGGUAGAGGUCACUUCCUGGAAGAGAAGUCGAUUCGAUAAACUGGAAGAAUUCUGCGACUUGAUAGGAGAGGAUUGUCUGGGCCUGUUUUUCAUCUUUGGCGUGCCAGGGAAGCCUACAGACAUCAGAGGUGUUAUCCUGGACAGUGUCAAAAAUCAGGCAGUGAGGAGCCAGCUGCCUGGAGGGAAAGUGGUGGCGAAAUUUCUCCAGGAAACUGAAGACUGUGUCUCCAUCAGAGAGCUGCUUGGAAUCUGUCUAAGUAAGAAGGGUGGGCUGAGAGAGCUGGGCAAGGUUUACAUUAGCAUCCUCUGAACAGGAUACGCGAGGGUGACUGCCUGUGAGAUGGAGAGACGGCGUUUUUGUUUGUUCUGAUAAACUCAUUUACUUGCAUCAUUCCAGCAUGGGAUUUUAUUGUUUUCCUUUUAUUUUUUGCCUUUGAAAAUUAUUACCUGGGUCAAAGCAUAUUAUCAUUACAAUUUUUGAGAGGGGGAAAGAAAACCCCUUAACAUACCUAUUUUAGGAAAACGUAUAAUUUGAUCUAUCGCUCAUUUAUUCAAUAAUAAAAAUGGGCACAGAGGAUAAUAAAGUCAUGCUUAAUAUUUGAUUU